AUGAUCUUCCGCAUUGCCGAACCUGCAAUAUCAUGUUCUCGCUACAACUGCCUGUGGUGGUCGGGACUGUCGAUCAGGCCCGCCCCUUUCGAGCGGCGGGCGCCCCGCCCCCAGCACGGCGCCGCGCACGUGUGCGCCGCCCCCGCCGCCAUGGCAAAGGCCGGCACGAUUCGCGGGCUGCAGAUGUUCAUAUCGGACAUCCGCGCCUGCCAGAACCGCGAGAGCGAGGCGCGGCGUGUGGAUAAGGAGCUGGCCAAGAUCAGGGCAAAGUUUGGGGAUGAGAAGAAGGCCCUGACCGCGUACGACAGGAAGAAGUACGUGUGGAAGCUGCUGUACAUCUACAUGCUGGGGUACGACGUCGAGUUUGGCCACAAGCAGGCGUGCGACCUCAUUCCGGCGGCAAAGUACUCUGAAAAGCAGGUCGGCUACAUGGCGUGCUCCAUUCUCAUGAAUGAGAAAGAUGAGUUCCUGCGCCUGUCCAUCAACGCCAUCCACUCGGACCUCAUCAGCCGCAACGAGUCGUUCCAGUGCCUCGCCCUCACCUUCGUAGCCAACAUCGCGGGCCCAGAGAUGGCGGAGGCUCUGACGCCAGACGUGCUCAAGCUCAUCGGCACCGGCAGCGCGCGCCCCAUCGUGCGCAAGAAGGCCGCGCUGUGCCUGCUGCGCCUGCUGCGCAAGACGCCCGCCGACCAGGCCGUCGUCGCCGCGGACAGCUUCGCGCCCGUGCUGGCGUCCCUGCUGGAGGAGCGCGACAUCGGGCUGCUGCUGGCCACGACCACGCUGCUGCUCGGGGUCCUCUCGCGCUUCGGGGCGGCGGGCUACGAGGCGUGUUCGAGGGGCGUGCUGCGCGUGCUGGAGCGCAUGGUGUCGCUGCGUGACGUCACGCCCGACUACACCUACUACGGCAUCGCCUCGCCCUGGCUGCAGGCGCGCGGGGCUUUCAGGGGCCCGGGCUAA
Monoraphidium neglectum is the source of this 957-nucleotide messenger RNA. Its product is annotated as AP-2 complex subunit alpha. Gene Ontology annotation, biological process: clathrin-dependent endocytosis; intracellular protein transport. The coding region runs from base 1 to 957 and encodes 318 amino acids. The transcript is spliced from 7 exons. The record is from RefSeq and is a predicted model, not a curated record. NCBI's taxonomy places the organism in Eukaryota, Viridiplantae, Chlorophyta, Chlorophyceae, Sphaeropleales, Selenastraceae. Gene Ontology annotation, molecular function: clathrin-cargo adaptor activity. Gene Ontology annotation, cellular component: membrane coat; AP-2 adaptor complex.